CGUCACAUGUCCCACGACACCCGCAGGUGCAACCUUUGUCAACACACCUGUAAGCCACGCCCAUUUUGAACCCUCAAGGGAAAAAAGAUGGCGGCAGGUGCGGCGGCGACUACUUCCACUAUAUCCGUGGAACAGGACCAGUUCAGCUGUUCGGUAUGUCUGGAGGUUUUGCGGGACCCGGUGACCAUCCCCUGCGGCCACAGCUAUUGCCUGAGCUGCAUCGAGGACUACUGGAGUAGAGUCAAGCCGCAGAAAGCCCCCCAAUAUAGCUGCCCACAGUGCCGCCUGGAGUUCAAGCCCAGACCGCUGCUCAAUCGCAACACCGUUUUGGGUGAUCUGGUGGAGAAGUUCCUCCAGAGCGGGGGCCAAGAGCAGCCGGCCGACGAGCGCCUCCGUGGGGGACGGGGACACGGCGUGCUGGUGGCUCCAAAGAUUCACAACGAGUCUGGUGUUGUCAGAGAGAAGUUAUGCCCGCAGCAUCAAAGGCCAGUGAGGAGCUACUGCCGCGCAGACCAUCAGGGCGUGUGCUCGCGCUGCCUCAAAGGUCAACACAAGAACCACGACACAGUUCGGCUGGCGGACGAGCGGUUAGCGCAACAGAAAAAACUUCAAGAAGCAUCUUUGAAGUGCACGCAGAACAUCAAGGACGUGGAGAAAGAGCUUCGCUAUGUGGUCAGAUACAUCAAACACGCCACCGAGGCGGCCGAGGAGGAGAGCGACAGGGUCUUCUCCAAGCUGCUCCGCGCCAUCGAGAAGCAGCGCUGCGACGUGAAGGAGGCCAUCCGAGGGCGCGAGCGGGCGGCUCUGGCGCAGACGGAGCAGCUGCUGGAGAAGCUGGAACGCGAGACGGCCGAGGUGCGGAGGAGCGAGGCCGAGCUGGAGAAACUCUGCCGGAGCGAUGACCACCUCCACUUCCUUCAGAAGUGCAAAUCCCUUCAUUUCCCAUCCAAACGAGUGCAGAUGCCAAACACGGACACGUUCCCGUACUUGAUGUACAAAACCAUGCGAGGAGGCCUAGCGGAGCUGCGGGACGGUCUGGACGAAAGCCUCCAGAGAGAAUUUGACAGAAUCUCCGAUAAAGUGGUUUCACUCAAGGAAACCAGCGUUCCGAAUGAAAAGACGAAAGUAACAAUCGAUGCUCACAUACUAUAUGACUCAGAACCAAAGACGAGAGAGGAAUUUUUACACUACUACCAGGACUUAACCCUGGACCCAAACACGGCCAAUCCUUACCUGAGCUUGUCCGAGGGUCACCGGGCGGCGACCACGCGUUCCGAGGCGCAGCCGUACCCGGAGCACCCGGAGCGCUUCAGCAGCUGGGCGCAGGUACUGUGUCGCGCCGGCAUGGCGGGUCGCUGCUACUGGGAGGUGGCGUGGGCCGGCAAAGGCGGGGCGUCCGUCGGCGUGUGCUACCGCAGCAUGAGCAGGAGCGGCGGAGGCAGCGACAGCAAGUUGGGCCACAACCCCAAGUCCUGGAGCCUGGACUGCUCCGACGCCGCGUGCACUUUCCGCCACAACAAGCUGAGCCUGAGCGUGGCCGCGCAGUGCGGCAACAGGAUAGGAGUGUAUCUGGACUUCAGGGCCGGCGUUUUGUCCUUCUACAAUGUUUCCGAGGGCAUGCUUCUGCUUCACGGCGCCCACGCUACCUUCAGCCAGCCGGUGUUCCCGGGAUUUUGGGUGGGGUUGGGAUCGACUCUGAAGCUGUGCUCUCUGUAGUUGUGAAGCCUAAAUACUGCUAUAGGUAUAUUCGAUAUAGAGUUUAUCAUUAGUAGAUAUCCCAAAAAGUUGCCCCUUUUUUUGCAAAUUUGCUCGAAAAAUUGAGGGCAAAUCUCAGAAGAAUUUCUUUGACAUGAUAGUGCUUUUACCGAUAAGAGAAAAUGGCAAUUUUUUUAAUCCAUAUUUUUUCAAUUUUUAUGAAAAAAAAACAUUUAAGUUUUUUUUAAUGGUGCUAUAGACAUUAUAAAUCAGGGGUUUCAAACUCAUUUUUGUUGCGGGCCACAAUUUAGUCACCAUUUUCCUUGGAGGGCCAUUAUGACUAUCAAACCAUGUGAAGAAGUAUGGUUUAUUCAAUGACUGUUGAAAUGACUGGUGAGGACUUUGGUCACAAGAAAAUGCUUAUAAUAUAUUUAUUACAUGUGAGAAUUGAACAUUUUGCAAUAUUUUAGCAAGCAUCAAUCAUGGAAGUGAUGUGUUUGAUUUGCUUUUGCGGGCCACACCAAAUAAUGUGGUGGGCCAGAUCUGGCCCCCGGGCCUUGAGUUUGACACUGGUGUUACAAAUCAUUUCAAAAAUAAUGCAUUCAUUAUUAGUAUGUUAUUCGUGACUGCUUUGAGUUCUAACUUUCAUUGUCAUCUUUGUAAAGAGAACUUGAUUAAUGAUGUCAUUAUUCAGGUGUACCCAAUAGUGAACCUCGAUAUGUGCAGUAGGACGCCAAAGCACAAAUUGAAUUUCUUUUUUUUUUUACUUUUAAUGAACCAUCACAGUUAAACAGCAGCACUUGGUUCAGAUCUUAUUGAAGGCGGCAACGUCAACGCUCUGCACCUGCAAGAGUGACACAAAACAAAAGUGUACCUCAACAAAUCUUUGGAGUCCAAAAUAAAAGCUUCCAUUUUGUCUACUCACAAAGUCCUCAAACUUGGUGAUCUCCUCCUCCAAGACGUCCGUGCCCACUUUGUCGUCCUCCACCACGCAGCUGAUCUGCAGCUUCUUGAUGCCGUAGCCCACCGGCA
This is a messenger RNA of Hippocampus zosterae (dwarf seahorse), 2727 nucleotides long. Its product is annotated as E3 ubiquitin/ISG15 ligase TRIM25-like. Gene Ontology annotation, molecular function: protein binding; zinc ion binding. The coding region runs from base 88 to 1716 and encodes 542 amino acids. The transcript is spliced from 8 exons. The record is from RefSeq and is a predicted model, not a curated record. NCBI's taxonomy places the organism in Eukaryota, Metazoa, Chordata, Actinopteri, Syngnathiformes, Syngnathidae.